GUUCACUAACACGAGGCCAACAGGUGCAUACGAAUGCCCUUUCUGUGCUCCUUACUCCGCACUCUUACCGCACUCCUUUUAGAAGACACAGGACCUCGCCCAGUUCGUCCACGCCGCGCUCAGAACAAUGCUUCUCUCGGGGUGCCUUCGCUCUUGGCAUUGCAUUGCAUUCAUUUUAAUGCUUUUGCUCUCAUCACUUAUCUCUGUUGAUGCCUAUUUUGUAGUCAAUCAGCCCGGAUCAUCCACGUCUUGGAAGAAUGGCUCCCCUUAUCCGGUUUCGUGGUCGUUGGGCUUGCAGGAUGGCUUUGAUACCUUCGAUGUCGAGUUAACGCGACUUAGUCGGGUUGGAAUUUUUUUUGUCGCAAAAGAACUGCCUGUCACUAUGAGUACCCUCAAUGUUGUCCUCGAAGACGUACCAGCAGGCGAUGACUACUUCCUGAUUUGCAUCAACUCCACAGCUGGCAUCACCUACGCUGUUUCCUCCCGUUUCUCGGUUGUGGACGCCAAUGCCACAGGGAGCAACCCAAGUCCCGCCUCAGCACCAACAGUGACCGUUAGCGGCGUACCAAAUGCUCUCACACAAUUCGCGCAAACAUUCGGGCCUUCUACGAACGGUGUUGCACGCCCGGGAUGGGCCGGUAUCAGGAACCAGGUCACAGCCAUUAGUGUGUCUGUGGGAGCUGCACUGAUCGGGGGCGUUAUGCUGCUCUACUGAUUUCUUUUAACUUUAUUACAGACUAUCUUUUGACUUCAUUACAGACUACUCCAUUUCAUCCCUGGUUUCGUGGGUGGCAAAUAUUUAUUUAAAAUUACUGUACGCAAUUGACGGACGUCCCACAUAAAUACGAGAUAUGCGCUUCGCACUGCCUUACAUAGUGGGUCUCGUAGCGAUUGACUUUAGGAUUCUCUAUGUAGUUUUGAUACCUGGUAUCGUGCAACACAAAUGUAUAUCUACGUUGCUCAAAAUGAUUUGUAUGUCGCGGGGAUGACCAGCGACAGCACGUUAUA
Molecule: messenger RNA, 1008 nt
Organism: Suillus subalutaceus
Lineage: Eukaryota; Fungi; Basidiomycota; Agaricomycetes; Boletales; Suillaceae
Exons: 3
Coding region: 128-715 (195 amino acids)
Source: RefSeq, a predicted model, not a curated record